AUGUGCACUUCUGUUGAAUCUCUUCAACCAAUGUCCACGUUCUUCAUUUUUGUUGUUCCUCUCUUAUUCAUCACUAUUUUCUUAGCCAAACUCCGGCGAAAACUUCCAUACCCACCAGGCCCGAAGGGCUGGCCAGUGAUCGGAAACAUGUUCAUGAUGGACCAACUAACUCACCGGGGUCUAGCGGCGUUGGCCAAGAAGUACGGCGGACUUUGUCACCUGAAAAUGGGAUCAUUACACAUGUUCGCCGUAUCGUCGCCGGACGUGGCCCGUGAAGUCCUCCAAGCUCAAGACCACGUGUUCUCAAAUCGACCCGCUACCAUCGCCAUAAGCUACUUGACAUAUGACCGGGCUGACAUGGCCUUUGCUCACUACGGUCCGUUUUGGCGUCAAAUGCGUAAAAUCUGUGUCAUGAAGGUGUUCAGUCGAAGACGGGCCGAGUCUUGGGCAUCAGUACGUGAAGAGAUUGAUUCUGCGAUUCGAACCAUUGCGGGUCAGGUAGGGUCACCAGUGAAUAUCGGUGAGCUCGUGUUUGGGCUGACGAAGAACAUAACGUAUAGGUCCGCGUUUGGUUCAAUGUCAAAUGAAGGACAAGAUGAAUUCAUUAAGAUUUUGCAAGAAUUUUCAAAACUUUUUGGAGCAUUUAAUAUCGCUGAUUUUAUUCCCUCCUUGGGUUGGAUCCAAGGAGGAGAAUUCAAUAAGAGGCUAGCGAAUGCUCGAAAUUCGCUGGAUGGGUUCAUCGACAAGAUUAUCGAUGAACACAUGGAGAAGAAGAAGAACAAUAGCGAUGCAAAUGACACUGAAAUUGAUACUGAUAUGGUGGACGAAUUACUAGCGUUUUACAGCGAAGAUGACUUGAAAAAUGACUCGGAGGACUCACUUAAGGUCACCAGAGACAACAUCAAAGCUCUCAUAAUGUGCAGUACCGAGUCGUCGCCUGCACUAUUCACUGCUUUAAAGGGUGAAGAUGAAGAUUUUACUGAAAAACUUAAGCAUAAUGACUUUUAA
Messenger RNA from Ilex paraguariensis (yerba mate), 1008 nucleotides. The record is from the annotation of a GenBank genome assembly. NCBI's taxonomy places the organism in Eukaryota, Viridiplantae, Streptophyta, Magnoliopsida, Aquifoliales, Aquifoliaceae.